Messenger RNA from Aspergillus pseudonomiae, 852 nucleotides. RefSeq names its product ankyrin repeat domain-containing protein. Gene Ontology annotation, molecular function: protein binding. Lineage: Eukaryota; Fungi; Ascomycota; Eurotiomycetes; Eurotiales; Aspergillaceae. Bases 1 to 852 code for a protein of 283 amino acids. The transcript has a single exon. Gene Ontology annotation, cellular component: cytoplasm; nucleus. The record is from RefSeq and is a predicted model, not a curated record.
AUGGCUGAAUGGGAGUACGACGACUUCGAUGACUUCGACGACGGCCUCGAUGAGUUUGGAAUUGGUUACGGCCUACCAAUGGCCGAUAUACAAACCACCCCCCUCCAUACCGCUGCCCGACAAAGGAAUAUCUCUCAAGUCGAAAGUUAUCUAAGUCAUGGGGCGAACGUCAAUACGUGUGAUGGUCAGGGCAGAAAUGUUUUGCAGGUGGCUAUCCUACAAGAAAAUAACGAAGGAAUUAUACGGCUUCUCCUCAGAUAUGGGGCUGAUGUCAUCGGCUGUAGUGGCCCCCAUGGAAAUGCUUUGGUCCAUGCAGUCCGUGCAAACUCAAGCAUCAUACAACUUUUAUUGGACCAUAUUGCAUCUCAGGGUAGUGACUAUCAUACAGCUUUAGAGAGUGCUCUAUAUUAUGCCUCCGAAACAGGUCAGCUACAAUCAGUUCGAAUACUCUUAGCUCGAGGUGCGAACCCUAACGCGAGAGGUCCUAUGUAUGGGAGUGCAAUACAGGCGGCAGCUCAUUAUGGGAGUGAAGAAAUAGUGCAAACUCUUUUAGAUGCCGGAGCUCAGGUAAACGCCCAGGGAGGAUAUCACGGUAAUGCGCUGCAAGCCGCGGCAAGGUAUGGACAACUGCACUUAGUACAAAUGUUAUUAAAAGCUGGUGCAGACGUCAAUGCUCAAGGGGGUGUCGAUAGAAAUGCUUUAACCGCGGCUACAGUACAAAAGCAUAUAGAGGUUGCCAAUAUUCUUCUACAAGCUGGCGCAAAAGAUGACAUGAGUGAACAUGAGGGUUUGAGCGACGUUAACAUGCCUGCUGAUAUAGGACUUGACCUAUUUGAAUAUGUACAUUAUUAA